GCUGGUGGGGGGGCGCGGCGGCAACAGACACGGCGCCGAAACACCAAAAAGCAGGCGCCACGAGGCAUCGGGUGGCCCCCGGGGGGCGAUCCUGCGGGCGGCAUUUCCAGAGACCAGGGCGUCGAACUACUUGGCUUGUCUAGGGGGGUUUGCCUUGCGAUGGUGGGGGGGCGCGGGUGGCGGGUUAAAGGUGCUUUGGGCGCUUCCCUUUCGCAAGUCUUGCGCCAACUACGCCGAGAAAGUCAUUAGCCACCUUCCCUUGGUAAAGGGGGCUUUUCAUGUGCGAAGUGUGGGGCGGGUCUGGCGUUGUGAAACGGCAAUGUUGUGCGCGUCUCUUCCUUCCCCCCCUUCGGGAAACCAAGGCGCAGACUGCUGGGCAAGGUGGCGGUGGAAGGCAUGGAAGGCCUGGCUUUUCGGACCAUGCAUGCAUCAGACGUGCGACGAAGGUAUUUGCUUCCAUACAAAUUUUUUUGAAGGAUUCUGA
Trypanosoma grayi is the source of this 484-nucleotide messenger RNA. RefSeq lists its product as hypothetical. The record is from RefSeq and is a predicted model, not a curated record. NCBI's taxonomy places the organism in Eukaryota, Euglenozoa, Kinetoplastea, Trypanosomatida, Trypanosomatidae. The annotation marks the transcript as partial. The transcript has a single exon.